AUGCCGCAUAUGAACGGCACACACCGUAGUCUGAGGUGGCGCUGUGAGACCGUCGGAUGGCCAACCUUCAGGUGGCUCUGGGAACGAGAUCGGCUGUCUGCUUCCAACAUGGCGGAGGGAGGUGACACGAUUUUCGGGAAAAUCAUCAGGAAAGAGAUCCCUUCUGAUAUUCUAUACGAAGACGAUCAGUGCCUGGCGUUCAGGGACAUUAACCCUCAGGCUCCCGUGCACUUCCUGGUCAUCCCCAAGAAGCCGAUCCCACAACUGUCCAAGGCUGAAGAUGGUGAUGAACAGCUGUUAGGUCACCUCAUGAUUGUAGCGAAGAAGGUUGCGGAAAAGGAGGGGCUGGCCGCGACCGGUUACCGUGUGACCGCGAACGACGGGAAGAAUGGCGGGCAGGAGGUGUUCCACAUCCACCUGCACGUGAUGGGGGGACGCCAGAUGGGCUGGCCACCGGGCUAGACACAAAGGAUCCUGGGAGCAGCAAAGGACUCUGGGAGCUGCAAAGGCUGCUGGGACUUUGCUAAUCGUCUUGUGUCAUCUUUAGUGGAGCUACCCUAAUUUGCAAUAACUCCAAAAAUCUGCCAUAUGCCAGUAGCUAAAAAGAACAAUUGUGAAAAUUUCUUAGAUAUAGAGCUAGAUGAAAGAGCUACUUUCACAUUAUUGCUGACUUCUUUCCUUGGCAUGGUUAGAAACAGGAUCUGUACUAGCUGCAAUGUUAGUAAUGAACAAUUAUGUCAAUUUAAUGUAUUUCUUUAGGUCUGGUUGCAAAAGGUGAAAUAAGAGCACUAAUGAAAUGUAAAACAUCAAAUUUUGCAUGAUGGUAGUAGAAAUUUCCUGCGUUUUGAUGAAUACUUGCAAAAGGGAGAAUGGCUAUGGAAAUAAAGAUGAUGUCAUCA
This is a messenger RNA of Branchiostoma belcheri (Belcher's lancelet), 899 nucleotides long. Its product is annotated as histidine triad nucleotide-binding protein 1-like. Gene Ontology annotation, molecular function: hydrolase activity. NCBI's taxonomy places the organism in Eukaryota, Metazoa, Chordata, Leptocardii, Amphioxiformes, Branchiostomatidae. The record is from RefSeq and is a predicted model, not a curated record. Bases 1 to 462 code for a protein of 153 amino acids. Gene Ontology annotation, biological process: purine ribonucleotide catabolic process. The transcript is spliced from 4 exons. Gene Ontology annotation, cellular component: nucleus; cytoplasm.